Molecule: messenger RNA, 2162 nt
Organism: Anthonomus grandis grandis
Lineage: Eukaryota; Metazoa; Arthropoda; Insecta; Coleoptera; Curculionidae
Gene: MTPAP
Product: poly(A) RNA polymerase, mitochondrial
Exons: 8
Coding region: 153-2075 (640 amino acids)
Biological process (GO): mitochondrial mRNA polyadenylation
Molecular function (GO): poly(A) RNA polymerase activity
Source: RefSeq, a predicted model, not a curated record
UACCAAUACAUGAAGACAUUCUUGACAGUGAAAAAGAUUGUGCUGCCUUAAAAACUCUAUUAAUGGAAGAGAUUUUUUAAACUUAAAGAAUAUAGGACCUCAAAAACAAGGACUGAAGAGGAGCAAUCAUCCACCAAAAUAAGAGACAAGUCAUGACUGUACAAGAUAUGCUCGAUAAUCUGCCUUGCAAUAUGCAUGCAUCACCAAGCACUGGAAGACUAGAGAAUGCAUUUUACACUAUAACUUAUGAGGCUUCAAAGUCGCUUCAUCUUAUUGCAGAGAAAAUGGUAAUGGGAGAACAGUCAUCUAUGUCAAGGAUGAAGUUGAAUUCAAGAUAUGGAAUGAACUUAAUAAAGUUGGGCCAAAAUGCCCAUUGCCCCUCUAUAAGAAGAAGUUCCAAUGCCUUAAAGACACUAAGGCCUUAUUGCUCUCAAGUAGAGAAUGACCAAGAAACAUUCAUACCAUUUAUGGAUAUGAUAAGACUGAAACGAGAGCAAGCCUCUAGAAGUGUUUUAGUUCAAGUUCAAUCUGCCCAGUCACAUAAACAACUUUUUACUUAUUGCAACUCAUUGGGGAAGGUGGAUAAUAUGUUUCAUUAUUCUGAAGGCCCAGAACCUUUGCAUUUCAUCUUAGUAGAAUUUGCUACUGAGGAAGAUGUUCAAAAUGUCCUUGCUUCCAGCACACACUUACAAGAAUCCCAAUUGAUCCCUACGAGUUCACACUUUUUAUGGUUUAGGGCAGCAAGUAAAAAGCUGAAUAAACUGAAAACGACCAAAACUGCGAAUUUAAUGGUCGAAGAUGGAACACGGAUCUUAAGCAAUGAAGAUGUAGAAAAAGAAUUAAGGAAAUGUGGAACAAUUUCAGAACAAAUUACACAACUUUAUAAAUUGACUAGACUAAAUGAUAUCAGCCAAAGAUUACGCUUUUUGACAGCAAAACAAGUGGAAAGCACCUUAUCAGGGAUGUUUCCAAAUGUUUGUGCUUAUCCAUUUGGUUCUUCAGUCAACGGAUAUGGGAAAAUGGGCUGUGAUUUGGAUAUAGUACUCAGAUUAUCAGACCAACAGGAAAAUUUAAAUAGUAGACUAAUUUAUCAUUGUAAAGCCCCAACAGGAUCAGAAAGAUCGACGAGUCAAAGAAAUAUGGAAACCAUAGGAGACCUAAUAAAUUUAUUUCUGCCUGGCUGUUCACAAGUAAGAAGAAUACUUCAAGCCAGAGUACCGAUCAUUAAAUACCAUCAGCAGCUCACUAAUGUGGAGUGCGACUUGUCUAUGGCUAAUAUGAGCGGCGUUUACAUGUCUGAUUUCCUCUAUCUGAUGGGAGAAAUCGAUCCUAGAGUCCGCCCGUUAAUAUUUACCAUAAGGAAAUGGGCUAAAGAUGUGUUAUUAACGAACGUCUCGCCGGGACGAUGGAUUACCAAUUUCUCGCUCACUUUAUUGGCGUUGGCCUUUUUGCAACGACCGCUACGCUCUCCCCCAGUAUUACCGACGCUCAAUCAACUGAUCAAAUUCGCUGGGCCAACAGACAAUUAUGUGACAGAAGACGGAAUACAUGGCACUUUUCUACGGGACAUAACGAAACUGAACUUUAAAACUGAAAACGAGUGCUCGCUCGAGUCUCUGCUGUUAGAGUUCUUCGAAUUUUAUUCUCAGUUUGAUUUCGUCAAUAAGGCGGUGUGUCUUAACGAAGCUGUAGCACUGACAAAACCUGAACACAGUCCCCUGUACAUAAUAAACCCGUUAGAAAGGGGAUUGAACGUUAGCAAAAACGUCAGUAUAGAAGAAUUGGAACGGAUGAAGAUCGAACUGAGAAACGCCGCCUGGAUAUUGGAGUCCAGAGAAAGUUCACUUGAAAAUCCCGGUCUUUUGGCGAUGUUCGAUAGCAGGAAAGACAUGAAACAAAAAAUUAAUUUCACUUUUGCCCAAAAGAAUCAUAGACUGAUGGAAGUGAGUACGUUAUUUCAAGAGGGGGAGAAUGUGUCGUUUAAGAACGCUGAGGUCCAGAGGGAAGUAGAAAAUAUCAAAAAAGAAACGGCACAAAACAUAUUAAGGCACACGAGACAAAAGUCGCGUAGGUAGCAAAUGGUGUAUUUAGGAAAAGCGAGUUAUUAUUGUGAUUGGACAUAAAUGAAUUUUUACUAUUAAAUAUUUAGUUUUGUUUUAACA